Darwinula stevensoni is the source of this 1974-nucleotide messenger RNA. NCBI's taxonomy places the organism in Eukaryota, Metazoa, Arthropoda, Ostracoda, Podocopida, Darwinulidae. The record is from the annotation of a GenBank genome assembly.
AUGUUCUGCGCCGGGAACGAUCAAGAUACUCCCGUCGAAGAGUACCAAACAGUGUGCCGCCGGGACUCGGGCAGCCAAAUGGUCUUCCCGUCGCACCCAUCGCUGGAGAGCCGCUGGUCGGUGGAGGGCAUCGUGAGCCACUUCUUAAGCAAGGAGGAAUGCUCGGCGAGGCAACCCGGCCAAUACAGCGUAUUCACCCGGGUCAAUCGGAAAUCGCACCAUCCUCUAUUAGCCGAGCCAGACCUUUCCGGAGACUUCUUGGACUGGGUCGCCUACCAGGACCGACAUUGUCGACCUCGGGAGACCGACAUUGUCGACCUCGGGAGACCGACAUUGUCGACCUCGGGAGACCGACAUUGUCGACCUCGGGAGACCGACAUUGACAACAGAAAAAAAGAGACGAACAAGCGGAAUGCCCGAGGUGGAAUUGCGUCCUGCCUCCCACCUGCUUUCCUCCCUACCUCCCUUAAACCGCAGCAGCGGAUGAUGAGCUCCUGGCUCUCACGUGUCCACUGCGCUCGGUCCACUGUGCCCGUCCACUGUGCCGGAUUCCGCGGGGCCAAAAUCCGAUCUUCCUUCUGUGACGGACGUCAAAAGAGGAUUUCGGUCGCAAGAAUGAGGUCGCAUCUUUGGGAAUCGAAAUGUUCGGUCGGCCUCAAUAUCUUCCGUCACAGAAGAGUGAGGUUUGAGAUCUUCGGAAGUCAUUGCUCGAGGUGGCUUUUCCUGGCGAUGGUGGCACUGACUUCAGCCGUGUACUUCGUCAUCGCGUCGAGGGAGAGAUUCCCCUCCGUGCCGACAUCCAACAUCGUGCAGGGAAGGUCGACUCCGCUCGUUCUCCCCCGAGAGGGAUGGCAGCGGGUGUGGGGCUUGCCCUACCGAAUGCACGUGUUCUCGGCCUUCUACCAGGUCGAGGGGAGGGCGGAGGGGAAGGCCGAGGGGAGGGCGGAGGUCAAGGUCGUCGGACUCGUGAAGAACCCGGAGACUCCGGAGCUGGAAUGCCUCUUUGCCUUCGAGGACGGCACCAGCGGCCAGGUCAAGGCCGACAUUCGGCUCAAAAUCGAUCCCCCCCGGGCCUUCACCACUUGUUUCGUCACCUGUCCCGUCGACCAUAAGGUGAAAAAGAUCCCUCGGUGGGUCUCAAUAAUCAAGCCAAACUCCCCCAUAGGCAAUAGCCUUGAAGUCUGGAGGAACUCUCUCGAGAAACCGCAACAGUCGAUGGGGCUGUGCGUGAGACCAUUACUCAACGGAUUUGAUGAUUACGAGAUUUUCCUCGAGUUUUUAGAAUUUUAUGGACUGAUGGGUGUGAGUGAGUUUCGCUUUUACGUUUAUUCCGUGGGACGCCGGAUGAACUGUCUCCUGCAAUCGUACCAGAAAGAAGGAAUCGCCACGGUCGUGCAAUGGAACAUGCCUUACGAGGAGUCCGAGACUUUUUCAGGCGCCCAGGUCGCGGCAUCGAACGACUGCGUCUAUUCCUUCAGGGGCGUGCACAAAUACGGGAUCAUCGUCGACGUCGACGAAUUCCUCGUGCCGAGAGUCCACGAAAGCCUGUGGGACCUGAUGGAGGACGAGACGAAGAUCCACCCCGAGGCCGGUGCCAUGCUGUUCCACAAUACAUUUUUCUACCGGAUGCAGAACGACUCUUCGAACGCCGCGUCGGACGACCCGUUGGUUCUUCGCAAGACGACGAGGACGAAGGCAAUACUCGGUGGUAUUAAUCGCGCGAAAUACAUUUUCGUACCAGAACGAAUCCUCGUGAGCGACAUUCAUCACAUCCACGAAUUCGUCCAGAAUUUCUCGCUGGUGGAGGUCGAUCACGAGGUCGGCCUCCUUCACCAUUACCGCGGGCCGUGCGUCGACGAGAAUUGCUUGAGUCUUCCCAGUGUGAAUGACGAGAGCAUCCUUCGCUUCCGGGAGGCGUACCUCCCCAGAUUUCGGGAGGCCAAGGAGAAGUGGUUCCAUCCGUGCCUGAUUUAG